Messenger RNA from Aspergillus niger, 1281 nucleotides. RefSeq lists its product as hypothetical. Bases 1 to 1281 code for a protein of 426 amino acids. The transcript is spliced from 13 exons. NCBI's taxonomy places the organism in Eukaryota, Fungi, Ascomycota, Eurotiomycetes, Eurotiales, Aspergillaceae. The record is from RefSeq and is a predicted model, not a curated record.
AUGGCACCUGUAGGAACCUCUCUUCGGGCAGGGUUUUCACCACUCACAGGAUACUCUUCUGGUUUUGGACUUACGUGUUGCACGAUACUGGGUUUAAGGGAAGGACGGCCUGGAUGUAUCGCCUCCUUGAGUAUCUCCGACAUCAUUCAAAAGCCUGGUUCGGAGAUUGUUGGAAUGGGGAUUCUGGCCGGCGGUCUUGGCAGCGAAGGAUUUCUCCGCGAGUCUCCGCAUCUUUUCGUUUGGCUUGGAGAGGCAAUUGAGUUCUGGGAGAAAGUGGACGGUUUGCUGGCUCAUUCUGUGGUUUCUUCAUGGCUUGAGGGCCCUGACGUGUCCAAAGCGCCACACCGUAAUCCCGAGGACAAGACAGAGAGUCCGGCUGCCGAACCAGGGACCAGGGAAUUGUCUCCGCCUAUUAUUGCUAUUCCUAGCGGGGUGUGGAAUGUGAAGAAAGAUUGGCUUGAGACUGUUCGGACCGCUCCCGUCAAAUUGCAGCACAACAGGGAAGUGGCGCCUGGCCAAUCCCCGUGGGGGAGAAAGUUCAACUUCUUUGCCAAGCCCCUCCUCUCCUCGGGGUUGGAGAUUCGAUCAGAUGGUAAAUCCGAGGGACUCAAUUGUCCCUGGCUGUUAGGGAUGCUGCUAGGGCGUCAGUCUUCACAAGUCCCCAAGAACACGUACUAUUUGUUGAAGCUAGGAAUUACUCGGAAGACCGUAGACGAGGCGCUGGACAGCUUUGUCUUAACAGUCCAUGUCAUCGCAUCUUUAAAAGUUGGUGUUCUUCUAGUGCGCUUUGAGGGAAUCAGGCGGAUAGAGAUGCGUGAGAGUCCCUCGGUAUCCCGCAUCGCGCUGGGACCAUGUAUUCGGAAAAGGAUGCAAUACAGGCCCAGAUGUGUAAGCCCAUGUGCCGCCACAGCAGCCGAUGCAAUGACUGCCACACUGCGAACCGUCUCGAUGAGUCGCCCCCUUCCAUCCUGUUCAGGGAUGGAGAGACCGGCUCCCCCCGAGCCACCAGCAGCGUCCGCAAAGAUAAGAGCUGCGCUAGUAGCAGAGCCCACCAGUGACAUGGGACUAUUAUUGAGCUUGAGUCAUGUCCACGAUCGUGACUCGUGCAAGGGUCGGAAACAAGAUUCCUCCACAUUCAUUGCCAUCCGGGAGUACAAAAAGAAGGUAAUGGAUCCGACGAAGAUAGAGUAUGCUGAUAGAGAGGAGAUCUACCAGCUCCCGCCGAAGGACGGACGGGAAAGCAACAACCACGCAAUUACUGCUUACAACCUGACAGGCUGA